UUAAAAUGUGUAUUUAUUUUAUAUUGUUUUUGCUUUAUUAUAAGUUGGCUGUAGUUAUUUAAUUUUUUUUUCAAGUAUGCUGCUUGGAAUAGUUUGUGGCGUGUUUAGUCACAUAAAAACGCCUCUUUUAUAGGCUUAUUUGGAAAGGUUAAAAUAAUUAUAUUUUCUAAAUCUUCAUUAGCUCACAUUAGCCAUCAAUCUGAUUAUUAUUCAUAGAUUAGAAAAGAAAAGGAGAUCGUUAAUACUUACCUAAAGAGCGGAAAAACAUGUCAGCGUUUUAGUAUGCGCAUGCGCAUUUAAUGACAUAGUUUACAGGAAGUGCUUCAUUAUUGCGCAUCUAGGACCCCCGAGCCGAUCUGGCAGCCGAACACAUAUGGUACCCAUACCGGCGGUGAUAUCAAGCUGCUUUUGAAUGGCGGCCACGGCGAUUCAUAAUGGCAAGUAAGAGACAACAGGAAUUCAGCGCAGAAAAGCGGAAGAAGAAAAAGUUGAGAGAUUACACCCGUGCAUCCCUUGUUGGGUCAAUGCUAAAAUAUGUUCAAGGAGCCACACGUAGCCAGGAUGAAGAUGCAGAAGUUGAGCAACCAUCCACAAGCUGUCAACAACCCCAGCAUCCUGAACAACUCCAGCAACCAUCCACAAGCCGCCAACCAUCCACAAGCCGCCAACAACCCCAGCAACCAUCCACAAGCCGCCAACAACCCCAGCAACCAUCCACAAGCCGCCAACAACCCCAUCAACUGUCCACAAGCCGCCAACAACCCCAGCAUACUGAACAACUCCAGCAACCGUCCACCGUGUCUGAAGGCUCCAGUUCAGUACAGAGCUGUGAAGAACCAUCCUCAAGUUCCGGUACACAGACACAACACACAACUGUACCCUCAUUAGGUACUGUAUCCACACCCAUCACUGAAAGCCUUCCAGCAGAUGAUGAAGAGUCAAAUGUGCCAUCUCCAACAGACCCCGCACUUUGGCCUGCACAUAUUUCAGACACUGACAGGGUAGAGAUUGUUAGAAGAGGACCAUCUAAAGUUCCAGCAGAAUUUUCUUUUCCAAGGGUGGAUGGAAGGGCAUUUCACCCAAACCUCCAAUUGAAAUCCCUUUCUAAUAAAGAAAAGAUCCAAAGAAGCUGGCUUGUCUACUCUCCAAAGAACAAUACUGUGUUCUGUUUUGCAUGCAAGCUGUUUGGGUCAAAGAGUAUAAAGCUGACAGAAAAAGGUUAUGGCGACUGGUCCAACAUUAACAUCUACUUGAAGAGCCAUGAGGGUAGUCCAGACCAUACCAAGUGCAUGGUGAAAUGGAAGGAACUGGAUAUGCGACUGAAUAAGAAUCUAGCUAUAGAUCAGCAGGAGCUGGCCUUAAUUGAGACAGAGAAGAAAAUAUGGCGAGAUGUCCUGAAACGCUUGUUCUCAAUAACCCUGUCUCUAGCCACCAGAAAUGUGGCUUUUAGGGGCUCUUGGCAAAGUCUAUAUGAACAAGAUAAUGGCAAUUUUCUCAAAGAGGUGGAGCUGCUGGCUGAAUUUUAUCCAGUUACAGAGAGACAUAAGGCCAAAAUUAAAGACGAGGCUUCUAGAACGCACUAUCUUGGACAACAAUCUCAAAAUGAAAUAAUAGAGAUUGUCUCCUCCCACACAGUUCAAACCAUUGUGAAAAAAAUCCAAGAAGCAAAAUAUUAUGCCAUCAUCCUCGACUGCACCCCAGACAUCAGCCGCAAGGAACAAAUGUCACUUGUUGUGCGCAUUGUUGAAUUGGUGCCUAAGCCAGACAUCAAAGAAUACUUCCUUGGAUAUAUGAACGUGGUGGAAACAACAGGCCUCAAUCUGUCAAAUGUUGUUCUGGAAAAGUUGAGGGAACUCUGCAUUUCCUUUGACGAUUGCAGAGGACAGUCCAAUGAUAAUGGAGCCAAUAUGAAGGGAAAGAGACAAGGACUGCAGGCCAGACUGCUACAACACAAUUCAAGGGCAGUCUUUGUCCCUUGUGCUGCACAUACGAUGAAUCUGGUCAUAUCAGAUGCUGCUAAGUCAUCUACGGAUGCUGCUCAAAGUCCCUUUAUGCUAUCAAUAUUUUCUCUCAGCCAGUUAUAACAGACGUUCUAAGGACUUUGGUUAUAAUUUCUCCUCACCUGCUGUGAAGACCCUCCCUGUUCAUUCCUGCUGCUGCUGGACUCUGGUCCACUGUCUCCUCCCUGACCCUGCUCUUUCUAUUGUAUGAAGAUUAAAAAGAUAUGUGCAAAAGAAUAGUGAGCUUCUGUGCAGAAAUGCGAGGAGGGGGUUUAUUCCUAGGUGGUAGAGUAGCCAAAACUUGCAGUCAAGUAGGAGUAGUAGGAGUACUUUAGAAUAAUAUAAGUAAAAAAGUAUUUUGCAGUAAAACAACUCUUAAGAGUACAAUUUAUUCAAAAAGUUACUCAAUUAAAUGUAAGAGAGUAAAUGUAACUAGUUACUAUAAUCUCUGCACCUAGCAAGCGAUUUAACAUAGGUAACAGUUAACAAUUGUUAACUAGCUUAACUUGAUAUAUUGACAUCUAUUAGUCAGUCAUCAUUUAACUAAACAACAUGCAACAGCAUUACUCA
Molecule: messenger RNA, 2570 nt
Organism: Gadus chalcogrammus (walleye pollock)
Lineage: Eukaryota; Metazoa; Chordata; Actinopteri; Gadiformes; Gadidae
Exons: 2
Coding region: 435-2084 (549 amino acids)
Source: RefSeq, a predicted model, not a curated record